This is a messenger RNA of Chenopodium quinoa (quinoa), 1723 nucleotides long. RefSeq lists its product as uncharacterized. The transcript has 2 exons. Bases 740 to 1645 code for a protein of 301 amino acids. The record is from RefSeq and is a predicted model, not a curated record. Lineage: Eukaryota; Viridiplantae; Streptophyta; Magnoliopsida; Caryophyllales; Amaranthaceae.
GAAGAAAUUCGACAUAAUCGCGAAAUCAAUUGUUUGAAUAACCCUAAAAUUCGAACUUCGACAUAAUAGUGAAAUCAGCUGUUCCAAAUUAACAAUGUCCAUCAUUAUACCGAAUUCAUGUGUAAAUGCAUAAAAAUGCAAUUAAAAUGAACAAAUUCGACAUAAUUGCGAAAUCUAUUGUUUGAAUAACCCUAAAAAUCGAACUUCAACACCAGCGAAAUCAGCUGUUUGAAUAAGCUUACCCGGAGGAUGGACUCAACCCUUGGACUUUCCGGACGGACUGAAGCGGACUGAAGCCUUAUACAAGCAGCGGAUCAAAAAAGCAAUUCAACAACAAACUUCAAACUAGUCGCAGAAUUUUUCGUAUACUCACUGAGUUAAGGUUUUGCGAAAACGAGUAACGACAUAAGAAUUUCGUUUGUUCACUGUCAUUAACGGGCGUCAACAGGCCAUUUGCUGAAAGUUACAAGUAUACCCUUAAGAUUUGUAUGAAGAGACAGUUAUACCUCCUGAUAUACAUCAAAUGUUUCUCAGCCUGAUGAACAAGAAUUUUUUCUCCCCAGAAGCUAUCUAUCUAUCAUCCCCACAAAAUCUAUCACCUUCUCCCAAACGGAGAAAACACAAUAGACAUUAGACAAUUGCUGCUUUUUCAACAAAUCAAAGUAUAGCUCGGUUGAAUCUGAAGUUGUGCUUUGAUGGCACCUUGAUUCGGACGCUCGACUUGGUUUCUCAAGAAUAUAUGGCUCGAAACCAGGACUUUCAUAUCGUCAUGGUCUAUUUACCUUACAGAAACAGUGUGGACCCACUAUUGUUCCAGGAGGCUGUCAAUCAUGUCUUACGUGAGCUCGAGAUACCUCCUAAUCCUAAUUGGUGGGUUUCGUUCAAUGACUUUGUAAGCCGCAAGCUCUGGAAAGUUGGUGUGGAUCUUUGCUAUUCCAAUGAUGAAGAUCAAGUGGUCAUUUUGGACCCCAAAAUGAACGUUGCGGAUUACUUGGGGAAAUAUGUGAUUAAUCGGUUGGGUAUCAAUGGAUAUCCCUUCACCAGGCACUUCCUUGUCCAGAGAGAACUGGAGGCGAUAAGGGCAGUCACCUUAGAGUCUUUGCUGGUUUAUGGGUCACGGGAUUAUGUUCUUCGCAUGAAUAUGACUAAUGAUGUUGAUCAAGUGCCUAUAGCAGAACUCGGGGGAAAGAAUGUUCUUCUUUACAUUGACCAACUGGAAACGCCGUCAAACACUUGUCAUACAUUGCUUGACUGGUAUGAUCGGACUAAGAAGACAGCAAAGGCUGUUGAUUGUGAAGUGGUAUUUGUUCACUUUGAUGGCAAAGAAGCUACUAGUACACCUUUUGGUAGUGCAAAGCCAAUAAUGCCAAUACAAAUGCCUAUGCCAUGGUUGGUGUGCCCCUUUGACCCCCAACACAUUGUUUUUGUGAAAGAAGUGAUUUUCAAGGCCCAUCCAAAUGUGGGUGGUAUUCUUGCAGCAUUUGAUAAAGAUGGCCAUAUCAUCACAUUAUAUGCUAAAGAUCUUCUAGACUCAUUUGGACCAGAGGGUUUCCCAUCGUACGAUGGCUUGCACAACGAGAUGGUUCACCAUAUUGGGCUUCAUUAUGAUUUAAACAUGGAUGAUUUGUUUGAUGUGGCCCUCUGAAAUCCAAUCCAUCACUAUUAACCUGCGAUAGUAGAGAGUCUCUCCUUUUCACAUAAUAAAAAUGCAUGCAUUUUGUCA